This is a messenger RNA of Trichosurus vulpecula (common brushtail), 4438 nucleotides long. RefSeq names its product HR lysine demethylase and nuclear receptor corepressor (gene HR). Gene Ontology annotation, cellular component: chromatin; histone deacetylase complex. NCBI's taxonomy places the organism in Eukaryota, Metazoa, Chordata, Mammalia, Diprotodontia, Phalangeridae. Gene Ontology annotation, molecular function: transcription coregulator activity; histone H3K9 demethylase activity; chromatin DNA binding. Gene Ontology annotation, biological process: regulation of transcription by RNA polymerase II. The record is from RefSeq and is a predicted model, not a curated record.
GUGAAUUCCAGUGAAGGGGAACAGCCUGUUCAAAGUCAUGGAGGCCGGAGAUGGAAUGCUGAGUUUGGGGAACAGCGAGUAGACCAGUUUGGCUGGAAGGGGCGUAACGUGAAAUAAGCGUGGAAAGGGAGUCCCUUUGUGAGAGCCCCAUGAGGGCAGAGGCAUCAUGGAAAGCACACCCAGCUACGUGCAAGACGCCCCCACCUGGGAGAAGCCAGCAUCAGAGAAUGGCAUCAGACAGGAGCCAGGCACUUUGCCACGGGGUCCACAUCAUGGGCCACUGUGCCUGGGGGAGCCUGCUCCCUUUUGGAGAGGAGCCCUGAGCACCCCAGACUCUUGGUUUCCACAUGGCUUACCCCAUGGCUCAAAUGACCCACUUCCAUUCUUGGGGGGUGAGGGACCCCGUAAUGGUGAGGGAAAGGCUGGAUGGUUGGGGGCCAAAGAGGGGCUGCGAUGGAAGGAAGCAAUGCUAGCCCACCAGCUGGCACUCUGUGGGCAGCCAUACCCACCCCGUCAUAACCUCCUGCCCCCAGAGCAAGGUGGCAGCCACCCCAAGAAUGACCCAUUGGCUUUCCGGCCCUUACAUUGCCCCUUCCUUCUGGAGACCAAGAUCCUAGAGAGGACCCCUUUCUGGGUGCCCACCUGCCUGCCUCCUUACUUGGUGCCCAGCCAGCCCCACGAUCGGCCUUCUGACUGGCCCCUAGCUCCUUAUCCUUGGGCAUACCUGGGGGCCCAGCCCAAGAGUCCUCCUGCUUUCAGCUCAGGAAGCAAGGGCUUUUAUCACAAAGAUCUAGGCAUACCUCGCCUGGCAAAAGAGAUGUUGACCACUGCUGAACCUGGGUUGUUGGGCGUAGCCCCUGGUGGGCAUCUUCAGAGAGCUGGGGAGAUGGAUCGGUCCCUACCCUACCAAAAGGAUGGGGAGUCAGGGGCCAAUGGGCACCAGAACCUUUGCCCACUUCUUGGGGGGUGCCCAGAUAUAAUCAGCAGCCGGACCGUCUGGCCUACUCAUCCCCCAGGCCUGGUUCAUACUCUCGGCAGUUCCUGGGUAGUGCCUCGAAAUGGGAACCUCAGAAACCCUCAACCAGGGCCACCCUCUGGGUCAGAGUGCCCUUCACCAGGGCAGUCUGUCAGUCAGGUGGGCUGCUGUCCGUCCCAUCUGCCUGCUGGAGAUGGGAGUCAUAGCCACUGUGGAAAGUGCGAGGCAGGCACAGAAGGUGGCACUAGUGGGACAGCUGGGUCCACUGAAGAAGUCGGCAAGCAUCCUGGGCCUGGGGCCUGCCCCCCGAGCCACCAUACCAAGCUGAAGAAGACCUGGCUCACUCGGCACUCUGAGCAAUACGGGUGUUUGGCGGGGUGCCCAGGGGAGGAGAUGGGCCCAACCACUCAGGUUGGGUCCCUCAAGAGGGAGGCAAGUCCUGAGAUGGGGGGAGCAGCUGCUAGUCCAGCCCCCAAGCGUCCAGCUGACCCCUUCCCAGGCAGUGAGGGGCGGGGGGCUGGGAGCUGGCAGGAAGCUUCGGAACCACCCCCUGGGAGCAAGGCUGAGAGGACAGAACACGAUGGCUGGAGAGGAUUCCUGGGCAGCAGGCCUGGCCUUGAUGGACUUGAGCUCCAGAGUGUGCCUUGCACAGCGCUGCCAGCAGGAAUGACCCGUUGCCAGAGCUGUGCCCUUGGGGAAAGGGAAGAUAAAGAGUUGGCUUGUCAGUUUCUGAAUGUGCGAAGGUUACCUUUAAGGGGAGCAAGGACACCAGAAGGUGAAGCUAGCCAUACUGAGGAGGGCAGAGGCCUCAGGCCCAGUCCAGACACCAAGCUGAGUGUGAAUCUUGCCAAAUAUCUGCUGAAUAGCCUGGGAGACAGAUUCUGUAGACUGCUUCGGAGGGAGCGGGAGGCCCUUGCCUGGGCUUUUGAGGAAGUGGGAGAGCCCACUCCUUCCUCUAUCCCAUGGGAGGACCCCAAUGCCCCAAGAUCCUGUAGCCGCUGCUACCGUGGACUCUUCAACACCCACUGGGGCUGUCCUCACUGCUGCUACAGGCUCUGUUUGGCCUGUGGCCAUUUUGGGAGGGCCAGGGACACCACAGGCCCUCAGGAGCAGCCCCAGGAGGGUUGUGCCCACAGCACUGGGCAUGAUGCCCACUCUCUUACGCUGACCCAGUUUGUCCCCAGCCAGGCCCUGGCAGAGCUCAGCACCAAGAUGCACCAAGUCCGGGCCAAGUUUGACAUCCGAGGUCAUUGUCCUUGCCAAGCUGAUGCUCGAGUGUGGGCUCCUGGGGAUAGAGGACAGAAGAAGGAGCCAACAGAGAAAACUCCUCCAGCUCCACAAUCCUCUUGCAAUGGUGAUGCACACAGAACCAAGGAAAUUAAAGAAGAGGCCACAGACUCCACUGAAACUCCAGGAGAAGCCCCAGGAGGCCGACGAUCCCUGCCCUGCCCCUCCCUCUGUGAACUUCUUGCUUCCACAGCUGUCAAGCUCUGCCUGGGCCAUGAGCGAAUCCACAUGGCCUUUGCCCCUGUGACCCCAGCCCUGCCCAAUGACGAUCGCAUCACCAACAUCCUGGAUAGUAUCAUUGCCCAGGUGGUGGAGAGGAAGAUUCAAGAGAAAGCGCUGGGGCCAGGGCUUCGGAAGGGACUUGGCCUGCCCAGCCCUCCUACUCCACGUGGCCUGCCUUCUCGUGGGGCCCUGCUGUGGCUUCAGGAACCCCAACACCGACACAACUUCCACCUCUUCCAGGAACACUGGAGACAGGGCCAGCCCGUGCUGGUAUCUGGACUACAGAGAACUCUGCAGAGCAGUCUUUGGGGGCCAGAAGCCCUUGGGGCGCUGGGGGGGAAGGUGCAGGCCCUGAGCCUCCUUGGGCCUCCUCGGCCUAUGGACCUGGGCAGUACAGCUUUCUGGAAGGGUUUCUCCCGGCCAGAGGCUCGUCCAAAGCUAGACAGUGGGUCCCUCCUUCUUUUGCAUAGAAAUCUAGGCGAGCCAGAGUCCAGCAGAUCAGAGAACCUGGCUGCCAGCCUGCCACUCCCAGAAUAUUGUACCAGUCAUGGGAAACUCAACCUGGCUUCCUACCUCCCUCCCAUCCCUACCCUCUGCCGGCUAGAGCCACAACUCUGUGCCUCUUAUGGUGUGAGCCCACAGCACGGGCACCUGGGGACCAAGAAUCUGUGUGUGGAAGUAACAGACCUCAUCAGUGUCCUGGUCCAUGCAGAAGCACCAGUACCUACUUGGCACCGGGCACAGAAAGAACUCCUGACAUGCCUGGAAGGUGAGGGGCUGUGGUCCCCAGGUAGCCAGGUGGGCGCUGUGUGGCAUGUGUUUCGGGCACAGGACGCCCAGCGCAUUUGUCGCUUUCUCCAGAUGGUGUGCCCCGCUGGAGCAGGCACCCUGGAUCCAGGAUCCCCAGGCAGCUGCUACCUGGACACUGCACUGCGUAGACGCCUCCGGGAGGAGUGGGGUGUGAGCGGCUGGACCCUUCUGCAGGCCCCUGGAGAGGCUGUGCUGGUGCCUGCAGGGGCCCCUCACCAGGUGCAGGGCCUGGUGAACUCGGUCAGCGUCACCCAGUAUUUCCUGUCUCCUGAAACCAUUGGCCUCUCCACCCAGCUCUGCCACCAGGCACCCAACUUGCCCCCUGAUGCCCGCCAAGUUUAUAGCCAGAUGGACUGGGCCAUAUUUCAAGCGGUGAAGGAGGCUGUAGGAACCUUACACGAUUCUAAAUAGGGGGAACCCAGUCUUUCAGGGUAGGAAGGGAAGCACAGAUAAGACAAAGCAAACACCAGCAUGCCAACUGGGUGUUUGCCCCAGCAGCUCAUCCCUGGGCAUCAAUUGGGGAAGAUGCUAAAAAUCUUGGGCACCAACCCCAUGGGCAUCUCUCUAGUCACGAGCAAGGCAUGAUCUCCCAAGGCAGCCCUUCUUGAACUCUACAACCAAUACGCAGAGUACUGCCAAUGCUUGUGUCCGCUCUGAUACCACUCUGCUCAUCCACCUAAGGCUGGCACUGAAUAAGGGCUCAGCUCUUCUGAUAUGUGUUCUCCCUCCUCCUCUAGUACAUGGUCUCAAAUGCCCACAGGGAUCCCAUGACAAGAAAAACAGUCCUUCCCAGGCACCUGGGUGAACUUGGGAAAUCAGUCUGACUUAAACUAUGCCACUGCCUUCUUGCCCUCAGCACUCUACUUUUGCCUAAAGUCUCUUCCCUGUCUUCCCAUCCUAGAUGAAUCCCCUGGGGGAGUCCUUCCCACCAUCACCCUUUGCCAAAUGGGCACUAUGAGGCAACAGGAAACUUCCUGAUUCUACUUGCCUUAUAGAGGGGCUAAGAGGGCAGGGGAUUAGAUGGAGGUGAGGGAUACUCCAGAGCUUGCAGGGUCUGCUGGCGGGACCAUGGUCUGGGUGGCACUGCCCCUCUUUUCCUUAUGAGUUUGAGUACCCAUUAAAGUUUGUGUUGUUUUGUGAAUA